Phaethon lepturus (White-tailed tropicbird) is the source of this 3440-nucleotide messenger RNA. RefSeq names its product intraflagellar transport protein 122 homolog. Gene Ontology annotation, biological process: protein localization to cilium; non-motile cilium assembly; intraciliary retrograde transport. Gene Ontology annotation, cellular component: non-motile cilium; intraciliary transport particle A. Gene Ontology annotation, molecular function: protein binding. NCBI's taxonomy places the organism in Eukaryota, Metazoa, Chordata, Aves, Phaethontiformes, Phaethontidae. The record is from RefSeq and is a predicted model, not a curated record.
UCUCCUGAACAGAAGUCAGUUUCUAAACAUAAAACUAGCAGUAAGAUUACUUGCUGUAGCUGGACAAAUGAUGGCCAGUACCUUGCUUUGGGGAUGUUCAACGGCAUUAUCAGCAUAAGGAAUAAAAAUGGUGAAGAGAAAGUUAAAAUAGAGCGUACAGGAGGUGCUUCAUCUCCAAUAUGGUCAAUUUGUUGGAAUCCAUCCAGAGAUGAACGCAAUGAUAUUUUAGCUGUGGCAGACUGGGGUCAGAGGCUUUCCUUUUACCAGCUUAGUGGCAAACAGAUUGGAAAGGACAGAAUGCUCAGUUUUGAUCCUUGCUGUGUUAGCUAUUUUACUAAAGGAGAGUAUAUUUUACUGGGAGGUUCAGAUAAACAAGUUUCCCUCUUCACGAAGGAUGGCGUGCGUCUUGGUACCAUAGGAGAGCAAAGCAGUUGGGUGUGGACGUGCAAAGUUAAACCAGACUCCAACUAUGUGGUGAUAGGAUGCCAAGAUGGAACAAUAUCUUUUUAUCAGUUGAUUUUCAGCACUGUUCAUGGCCUUUAUAAAGAUCGCUAUGCUUACAGAGACAGCAUGACUGAUGUUAUUGUCCAACACCUCAUCACUGAACAAAAAGUUAGAAUAAAAGGCAGAGAGCUUGUAAAGAAAAUUGCAAUCUACAAAAACAGAUUAGCAAUCCAGAUGCCAGAGAAAAUCUUGAUUUACGAGUUAUACUCGGAUGAUUCUUCAGAUAUGUAUUAUCGGGUGAAGGAAAAGAUAGUAAAAAAAUUUGAAUGCAACUUGCUGGUUGUGUGUUCCGAUCACAUUAUUUUAUGCCAGGAGAAAAGAUUACAGUGCCUCUCGUUUAGGGGCAUUAAAGAACGAGAAUGGCUGAUGGAAUCUCUUAUUCGUUAUAUUAAAGUAAUCGGAGGACCUCCAGGAAGAGAAGGCCUCUUAGUUGGUCUAAAGAAUGGUCAGAUUCUGAAGAUAUUUGUCGAUAAUGUCUUUGCAAUUGUCCUGCUACGCUGUCUGGAUAUGAGUGCAUCCCGAAACAAGCUGGCAGUGGUUGAUGAAAACGAUACCUGCUUAGUGUAUGAUAUUCAUACCAAAGAGUUGUUGUUUCAGGAACCCAAUGCCAACAGUGUGGCUUGGAAUACACAGUGUGAGGAUAUGCUUUGCUUUUCUGGAGGGGGUUACCUCAAUAUCAAAGCUAGUAACUUCCCUGUCCAUCAGCAAAAACUUCAAGGCUUUGUUGUGGGUUACAACGGCUCCAAGAUCUUCUGUCUUCAUGUUUUUUCUAUGUCAGCUGUUGAAGUUCCACAGUCUGCACCCAUGUAUCAAUAUCUGGAACGAAAAAUGUUUAAAGAAGCCUAUCAAAUUGCAUGUUUGGGAGUAACUGAUACUGACUGGAAAGAACUGGCCAUGGAAGCCUUAGAAGGGCUGGAGUUUGAAACUGCUAAAAAGGCAUUUACCAGGGUACGAGACCUUAGAUAUUUAGAAUUGAUCAGCAGCAUAGAGGAGCGGAAGAAGCAUGGAGAGAACAACAAUGAACUGUUCCUAGCAGAUGUUUAUGCCUACCAGGGAAAAUUCCAUGAGGCAGCCAAGUUGUACAAAAAGAGUGGACAUGAAAACCUAGCUCUUGAUAUGUACUCUGAUUUACGGAUGUUUGACUAUGCAAAGGAUUUUCUGGGAUCUGGAGACCCCAAAGACACAAAGAUGCUAAUAAAAAAACAAGCGGAUUGGGCCAAGAAUAUCAAUGAACCAAAAGCGGCAGUGGAGAUGUACCUCUCUGCAGGCGAGCACAUGAAGGCCAUAGAAAUCAGUGGGGACCAUGGCUGGGUUGAUAUGUUAAUUGAAAUUGCUCGAAAACUGGAUAAAGCUGAGCGUGAGCCUUUGUCAAAAUGUGCCUUCUAUUUUAAGAAACUUGAUAACCCUGGCUAUGCAGCAGAAACCUACAUGAAGGUUGGUGACCUGAAAGCAUUGGUCCAUCUCCACGUGGAGACUCGUCGCUGGGAAGAAGCAUUUGCUUUGAGUGAAAAGCAUCCUGAAUUCAAAGAUGAUGUCUAUGUCCCUUAUGCUCAGUGGCUAGCAGAGAAUGAUAGAUUUGAAGAAGCCCAAAAAGCAUUUCACAAGGCUGGCAGGCAGAGUGAAGCUGUAAGAGUGCUGGAGCAGCUAACGCACAAUGCUGUGGUUGAAAGCCGAUUUAACGAUGCAGCCUAUUAUUACUGGAUGCUUUCCAUGCAGUGUUUAGAUAUAGCCCAAGAGAAUGAACAGCAGAAGACUGAAAUGUUACAGAAGUUUCAUCACUUCCAGCAUUUGGCAGAAGUUUACCAUGUCUAUCACUCUAUUCAAAGAUACACUGAGGAGCCUUUCAGUUUCCACUUGCCUGAAACCCUCUUCAAUAUUUCCAGGUUUCUGCUUCACAGCUUAACAAAGGAGACUCCUUUGGGGAUCUCAAAAGUCAAUACAUUAUUUGCUCUGGCAAAACAGAGUAAAGCUCUUGGUGCAUAUAAACUGGCUCGUCAUGCUUAUGACAAGUUACAGGGACUGCAGAUCCCGGCUAGGUUCCAGAAAUCAAUUGAGCUGGGCAGCCUGACAAUCCGAUCCAAGCCGUUCCAUGACAGUGAAGAGCUUGUGCCCUUGUGUUACAGGUGCUCUACCAACAACCCUUUGCUAAAUAACUUGGGGAACGUCUGCAUUAACUGCAGACAACCUUUUGUCUUCUCCGCUUCUUCCUAUGAAGUACUGCAUCUGGUUGAGUUCUAUUUGGAAGAUGGCAUCACAGAUGAAGAAGCUGUAGCUCUCAUUGAUCUUGAAGCUCCAAGAUUGAAUAAAAGAGAGAAUAAGUGGCAAGAGAUGAUGAGUGACCAUGCACAGUGUUUGAGGCUCGAUGACAAUACAGAUAUUACUGAAGAUGAUGAUCCCUUUACAGCAAAAUUGAGCUUUGAGCAAGGAGGCUCAGAAUUUGUUCCAGUGAUUGUGAAUCGUGCUGUUCUCCAGUCCAUGAGCCGGCGGGAUGUCCUGAUUAAACGCUGGCCGAAGCCGUUGCGGUGGCAGUACUACCGUUCCCUGCUACCAGAUGCCUCCAUUACCAUGUGUCCAUCAUGUUUUCAGAUGUUUCACACAGAAGACUAUGAGCUUCUCGUACUCCAGCAUAAUUGUUGUCCAUUCUGUCGACGGAGAAUAGAUGAGUCAAACCAAUGAAGAAAAACAGUCUCACACCUCAACUGACAGACUUCCCUAUUGGCAUGGCAAAAUACUUCUUAGGUUCAUAGAGUUUUCCUAACAACCUAGUUAAGUCAUCUUGUUCCAUUUUGUACAUGAGUGGAACUGAGUUGAAGAAAUUUAACUUUUUUUUAAAAUGAAAAUGUCUGUUGUUUGUGAAUGUCCUCUACGUUUCCCAGGCAAGCAGCUGAGGUGCCACAGAUUUUUUUACAGGAAUGUUUCUAGGGUCAAGUUCAGCC